This is a messenger RNA of Thalassophryne amazonica, 2176 nucleotides long. RefSeq names its product Kruppel-like factor 11b (gene klf11b). Gene Ontology annotation, biological process: regulation of transcription by RNA polymerase II. The coding region runs from base 146 to 1666 and encodes 506 amino acids. Lineage: Eukaryota; Metazoa; Chordata; Actinopteri; Batrachoidiformes; Batrachoididae. The transcript has 4 exons. The record is from RefSeq and is a predicted model, not a curated record. Gene Ontology annotation, molecular function: RNA polymerase II cis-regulatory region sequence-specific DNA binding; DNA-binding transcription factor activity, RNA polymerase II-specific.
GCCCCGUGUUUUACUCACACAGCUGAGAGGAAAAAAGAAAAAAGAAAAACCCACCUCGGCUCGUAUCGACAACACACAGCAGGCGUUUCUUUGUUCUCUUCUGUCUUCGGCAGCAGAAAGGUCAUAUUUAUACAAUUAAUUAUUGAUGACAUCUAGAAAAUUUCAAGAAGUGGAUUCAGAGGAGGCAGAGUAUAUGGACCGUUGUGGAAAGUCGAAGAGACGGCGGUAUGAUGAUGGACAGUCCAUCUGUCCCGUUGGCCUGGAGUACACUGAUCUGGAGGCAGCUGAGGCUCUGGUGUGUAUGAGCUCCUUGGGCCAGAGCUUCUUCCUCAGCAGCAACAGGCUGAACCCGUGUAAACCCAGACCACUCACACCGGCUUCGGACUCUUGUGACUCCCUGCUGCCCCCGGAAAUCCCAGAGCCCCCGAAGGACUUCGUGUCCCUCUCCUCACUGUGUAUGACUCCCCCGCACAGCCCCAGCUUUGUUGAGACGUCUACAACCAGCAGUGGUCUCCAGUCCACCUCUACGACGACAUGUAGCCUGACCUCACAGCGUUCUACAUUUGGGCUCCAUCAACCUGGCUUGGUACCCAUUGCUGAAAAAACCCCCUCCCUUCCCCAUCCUCCACAGCGCUGCAGGGCUAUGGCGACAAGUGUCAUCCGUCACACCGCAGACAACAGCCCCUGCCAACCCCACAUUCCAGCAGCCCCCCAUUUAGAGAAAACUGGAGACACAGUGUGCCAUCAGCAGGACGUUGGAAAGACUGAGCAGAUCACCAAACAUCCAACCCCUCCUGCUCUUCAGCUGCCCAGCUCUUCAAAUUCCCAUACGGACAGCGCCUCCGCCCCCACUCCUGUCAACACCCAGCUGCAAAACAGCACACCCACUCCCCCUGCUCCUGCAACCCUCACCAGCUCUCAAAUCAUCUGCCAGAUGUUCCCUAUCAACAGUCAGACAGGAAUAUUCUCAGCAUUUAUCCCCAGCGCAGUGCAAGCGUCUGCUUCUGGAAUGCGGACCACUGCCAUGCCCAUUGUCCCCCAACCCACCUCUGCUAAAGCUGCACCUGUCCAGCAGCCAUUUGUCGUGAGCUCGACGGUUCCCCAGGGCACAGUGAUGCUGGUUCUCCCUCAGUCCUCUGUGGCUCCGCCUCCUCACUGCCCACAGACUGUCAUGACCCUGGGCAGCACCAAGCUGCUACCUCUGGCUCCGGCACCUGUGUACGUGCCGGCAGGGACCGGCAGCACUACAGCAGCCACCAAGAUGGAUUUCUCCCGCAGGAGAAACUACGUCUGUGACUUCCUAGGGUGCAGAAAGACAUACUUCAAGAGCUCGCACCUGAAAGCUCACCUGAGAACACACACAGGCGAGAAGCCCUUCAGCUGCAGCUGGGACGGCUGUGAUAAGCGGUUCGCCCGCUCAGAUGAGCUGUCCCGUCACCGGCGCACCCACACCGGUGAAAAGAAGUUUGUGUGCCCCGUGUGCGAGCGCCGAUUCAUGCGCAGCGAUCACCUUACCAAACACGCCCGCCGCCACAUGACCACAAAGAAAAUUCCCGCCUGGCAAGCUGACGUCAGGAACCUAAACAAAAUAGCUGGUGGCAAAACACUGCCCUCCAAACCAGGCCUGGCCACGCUAAGCAUGCUGGUACCUGCUGGCUCAAAGUAGGAGGCGAGCUCUGCCUUCCAGUACUCACGUAGAAUGCCACAGGGACACAGGGCUGCUGCUAUUUUACUCAAGGGAAUAAAAGAAAACGUGCACUGGACUUUUUCUUCUCUCUACUUCUUAUUUGUACAUCAAUUUCUUUUUUAAAUUUCUUUGUUUACUUUCAGAUUGCUGACAAUACAAAUGCACUCACGCCAAAGCCUUUGUAUGAAAUUUGUUGAAAACAUUUCAUCACCCACCCACCCCCCCCGUGCCUCUUUAGUGGUCAACCGCUCCCGCAUUCGGAAAGCCGGUGCUUCCCAGAAACCCUUUCAGUCUCUCACAGUUGUUUUUUGUUUUUAUGUUUGUUUGUGUCAUGUGUGUCUCGUGUUAUGAAAUGCAUUUAUUUGUCACAGUUGGGAAUUUAUUAAUAUGACAGAAAUAAGGAAAUAAUCACUACGAUUAUACUUUGAUUAUGUCUGUUUAACUUUUCAUAUUAUUUAAUACACAUUUGUAAUAAAACAAUUUAAAUGA